UAUUGGUAUUGUCAAAAUCUUCGGGAUCUCUCGGUGUGUAAGAGAAAAUGGUUUUUCAAAUCAACCAAAUCGUUAUUGAAAAGCUACUGUGAUUACGUACAACGUUCUUGAACUUUAGAUGUAUCGUUUACCGUGUAACUUAGAAAUUUUUGUUUGUAAAUGAUGUUUCCCAUGCCGAAAUGUUCGAGUGAUACGGAGGCCGGGAGACCUUCUGAUGAGCUUGAGUCUGCCGUGGCAGCAGUGUCGGAUGAAAUAGGAGAUAUCCUUAAGGAUGAACUGGGGGAUGCUGAUCGUGCGGAUCGAAUUGGAGCCGAGUUAGCAGGUUUACGGGCGGAACUAGGACUACUUGCGGGCCUGGCAGACGAGCCUCAACAAGAUUUUCCGUCUCUUUUCGAAAUAGCUAUUGGUCACCGCGCAUCAGGCAGUGGCUCAUCAUCUACAUCAUCAUCAUCAUGGUCUGGGGCUCGAGGGGCGAAAGGCCGACGGGCAACUCGACCGCAUCGCACGCAGCGGCGUCGGACUAUUGCCAAAGGAAAAGAGGUUUGCCGCCGUCGCAGUAUUGCAGCUCGUCGUGCAGCUUCGCUUCGCAUGCGUCGUAUUGAAGUCGCGUCGGACGUGUCUGAUGUGGGUGCUGACUCAGAUUCUGAUGACCAAUGGACGGAGUUGGAUGACUCUUCAUCUUCAGACAAAGAUGGUGGUAGAAUGGACGACAUCUGCCGUGCAUAUCAGGAAAAUGAAAAGGGAUUGGUGGAAGCUCCGGCGAUGGGUCAGUUCCUUCUCCCUUUGCUCAGUGCUGAACCCCCUCCAGAGCCAGAUCACUUUCUUAUCAGACACGAGGAUAUUCUUCAGUUGUUGGCGUCAGCGGAAGAAAACGCACGCGAUGAAAUGCCUCUGGAAGACGAUGGCGCCUUGGAGACGCAGCCGGACUUACUGUCAGAAGACAUGUUUGACUCCGAGGAACCAGUGGUCACACCAGAGGAUGAAGCUGCUCUGCUUCACUUUGUCUGCGAGACGGAACAAACGUCCUUAGACGAAGAGUCGCGAACUUUCAAACCGGUUGAGGAAUGGCUUCUCGGAGUCUAUCACUCCUGGUGUGAGAUCAGUGCGCUUAUGUAUACUUUGAUUGGGACCAAUAUGAGUGUGGAAAUGGUGAAGUCUCCUUGGUCGUAUCGAGCCCGUUUCGGAUGCCAUUGUCGGCUUUGCCUCAGCGCUGCUAAUAAUGUUGCCGCAUUGAGACAUUCCCUUGUCGAUAUUGUACGGGAAUUGGCGCAUGUAAGCAGCACAAGUAGCGUAGCGGGUGCGCUCGUGAAAAUGCUGUGUCUUAACUGCGCUGAGCUCACACCGGCACAUUGGCGUCUACAGCGGAUCAAAGUGCCUGACGAAGGUGCUGAAAUCAUCCACCAACACCUAACGAGACUGGCGCAGCAGAACGAGACGGCCGAACAGUUUGUGAACAGAGUCUGUCUUUGUCGCUCCUACUAUCGACCGUUUGAGAAACAGUACGCCGUGGAAAGGUUUUUCAAAAUAUUGGAAAAGUUUAAAGCUGCGUCGACAAUCACGUUUAAGGUGGAUAUAAUCCCUCCAGAAGGAUCGCCUCCAGAAGAAUGGACUUGGAUGUCAGCAGCAAGGCGGAGAUUGGCCAGAUGUCUCGAUGCCCAUCAUCGGAACAACACAGCGCAUCGGUUGGCGGAUAUGGCUGCGAGGACCGCGCCUACUGACUUGAGUGCGUGGUCUGAUUAUAAGCAUCGCUGCGACUGUCUCACUCCAAGAACUGUCUGUGCUCAACAACGAAAACAACUUCUCAGGAUAUCGUUCUUCGGUAUGAUGCAUGCAGUCAACAAAUACAAUGGCAUAGAUGAUCCCGAUGAUAAGCAUCCAAACGAUGAGAGGCUGGAUAGCGCUGGAAGAGAAUUGCAACAGGGCGCCGGGACUGGAGCCAAACCUCCAGAUAGUAUGGAGCAGCAACUUCAAUUGGUCAAAGCUAGUAUGGAUAUGGACUUGAUGGAUUCGCUUAGCAAUGAUUUGGACGAUUUAUCAGAAUCGGACAACUCGCUCUCGGUUCACUCUGACGGCUCCAUGUCCAGUCAUUCCGGCUCCAGCCUCGACUCGGCUUCAGAGCUGCUAGUGCUGGCGGCCUGUGCAGUGGAGGGAGGUGGCUCUGGGGGCGAAGGCGCCGGCGAGCUUUGUAGGACGGUGAGGCACUUGAUGCGCUCCAUUGCGUCUAUCGAGCGCCUCAUGGAUAGGGUUCUGAAGCAUUGUGACGAUUGGCCGUCAAGGGAUGCGCCUGAUGCUAGAAAACGUGUCGAUCUGGGUCUGUCUGAAGUAGAUCGUAAACUAAUGGCCAUGUAUCGAAGACUGCCAGAGGUUCAUAGACGACAGUUGCAGGUUUAUAAGCGACAGAAAAAAUUAUCUACGGUGUGUACGGCGCUAGUGGGGACGGUGGCACCCCCUCCGCCUGCACCUGGUUCUCCCCCCACGGCCCCGCCAACCUUGCCCCCCACUAGUCUCUGUCCCGAGUAUCACCUGCAGAGGUUCAAGGAGGUCCGUCGUAAAGUAAUGCACAUGCGCGAUCAGCAAUUGUAUUAUCAUCGACUUAGAAUGUGGCUCGAAGACCAACUGCGACAAGAAAGAGAAAGCCUUCCUGACAGCACAGUGACAUUAAUAGAUGACUUGCCGAAGCGAAAACUCCGAGCUCUCAGUUCUAAACUGCCCCGUCUUGCUGCACCAAAAAGAAAACUAAAACCCACGCAAACAUUAACAAAAUCCCAUAAAAUACUCCAAAUGCUCAAAAGUAAACCGAAUAUGGAUCUUAAAUCACCCUACAAAGAAAUUGACGAUGAACCAAUCAAGUCUGAAGUAGAACCCCCCGAAGCGUUUCGAUGCGAUAGCGACGCUGAAACCAUAGUAGCUGAAAAGGACGCCGAUCUUUGUGAGGAAAUGAAGGAAUGUUUAGCGAAAUUCGCUAAUUUUGCCCUCCAUACGUUAGAUAACAACUUGCAAGAAGACUUCAAAGAAAAAUACCCAGAUUCUGUGAGUCCCCCGCUACAGGAAAUGUCGCCAACUACGUCUGAACCGAUGCCCGUUUAUCAGAAAAAUCCCAGAAUGCUCCCCAUAAGCAAGUUUUUAAAGGAAGACAAAAAGGAAGAGCAUAAAGUCGAAGUGGUCGAGAAUAAAGAUUCCAAUGUUUUUAAAUAUGUUACCUUCGGUUUGGAAAUCAAAAAGGCCAUGGAGGAAUGCCAGUAUAUUAUUAAUACUUACAAUAGAACGCAGAAUGAAAAAGAUAAAGAGGAUCCCGACGAUCUGGUGUCAUUAGAACAAAUAGUUGAAGUUAUGAUGAAUUUAGAAAAGAAUUCGGCUGAAUUUUUAGAUAAAGCCGAUUCUGACGAUCUACACCUGUACGUGACCAACGGUAACAAGUUAACUGAAGUAGUAGAAAAUAUGCCACAGAUAUUAGCAAAUAUGCCUGAGAUUGCGUCAAAGCUAUCCGAAUUCGCAAACGCCAGCUUUGAACUACCCGAAUUUGCGUCCAUUAUGAAUAGUCUACCGGAAGUCAACACUGACGCUCAGUUGACUCCGGAAACUCUUAAACAAAUAAGAGAAUUGAAGUUAAGUAAGCGCGAUAGUAUUAAAGUUACUAAAAGCACUGCCAAACGUAAAAAUAAACCUAGAGUUAGGAAUACUGAUAACGAUAUAGAUAAUGAUUUAGAUAGUAAGGAUAGUGAAUCAGACAAACAGAAUAAGGAAGAUCAACCACCACCAACAUUACUUGCCAAGUGUUUAGAAGACGAAACUAUUGUUAUACCGAAAGACGUUAAGAGUUCAGAGUCAUAUUUUAAAGCUGCAGAAUUAUUUGAAAAGGCAGUGAAGGAUGCCUUAUCUAUGGAUGAACUAAAGGGAGUCAUGCGUCCUAAAUUUACUUUUUGGCGGGAUUUCGUAACAAGUAAAGUAAAAUCGAUCCCCCUAGAAAUUCUACGAAACGAAGUAGAAGGAAUGCUAGAGAAAUUUUAUUUGCACAUUAAAGAUAUGGCAUGCAAACAUCAGGGACCGCAAAUAGAUAGACUGAUUGAAAAAGCAGAGGAGGCCAGAGAGACCGUUGACAGAGAUUCAGACGAGGAAAGCUGUCCACAGUCUAAAGAAUCGCUCAAACAAAUAACGAAGUUACUAAGCACUUCUGCUGGGAACACGUUCGAUCUACUUAUUAUGAAACUAUCAAAAAUGUCGCAAGACAAUAAAUCCUCUAUCAAAAAUCUCAAAUUUAAAUACUAUGACGUAAUUAGACGGUGUUUAGACUCUCAACAACUAUCGUCUUGGGUUCUCUUAAACCCAGAAAUAGCAACCAAUGUAAUACAAGAACUAACAGGAAUGCCAGUGACUAAAGUAGAUAAUACUCCGGAUUUCACGACCAUACCUAAUGAAAUAAAAACUGAUUAUUUUAUAAAUCGAUUGCGCGAAAUGAAUCGAAAUUAUAUGAGGAGCAUACCCAAAAAUUCUUUAACUGGAGAUCAGUGGCUGAUUAUGCUAUACAAAUUGGAAGAAGUAGAGAAAUGUAUUAAAGAAACGUUUUUGAAAAUCAAACCUGAAGCUACCAAACAAACUCCGCCGCCUAAACAAAAUACGAAUCAGCCAAGCGAAGCGGAAAUUUUGGCAGCUAAAGGUCUCAGCAAAAUAAUAGGAAAAGCAAAUAUACGACCAGUUAAGAAAACACCAACACCACCAGCGAAAGAAGUUAAGCCCGAGCCAAAAGUCGAGAAAGAAGAUAAGAAAUCUAAAAACGAUGCAUUACUUGCUAAGUGCGAGGCAAUACUUGUAUCGAAAGGCGAAAAGUCCUUGUUAGAGAGUUUUUACGCUAUAAAAUCAUAUAUCGUACAGGGCGUACCUGUUCCCGAGACAUAUAAAAAGCACGUCAUAUCAAUUUGUUCUAGCAUAGACGCUAGACUUUUAGAUGACGACAUAGAAGAGACGUUAAAAGUAGAAGAUGAUAAGAAUUUAUCAGUUAUAGGGUCACAAAAUCCGGAAUUAUUAGCAAAAUAUUCCGCUCAAGCUUUAAGAAAUGCUAAGCAAACACUCAACGCGGUGGCAUUUAGGAACAUGAAGAACGGUGAUGAAUGUGAUACUCCGAAGAAUAAUUGCAAGUACACUAAUGAUUGUACGUGUGAGAGUUGCAAGGAGAGUGACAAGGAUGAGAAGGAGAAAGAGAGAAGGGAAAGAAAGCCGAUGCUGAAGGCGAAACCGGUGCAAAAGCCAUGUGAAAAUGGAAUGCAUCAGCCGCACUUUUGUAAAGUAGGACACAGUACGGCACCGGCGCCGACGCAAAGCGGGUGUUCCAGUGAGAAUCCCGACCAGCCCUGCUCUUGCUGUUAUUGUACAGUUUUUGGACAUGCUCCGCCUCUCACUACACCAGUACCGAGAAAUUUCAACGAAACGAGAGAAAGGUUAAGAUCGAUUCUCAAUAAGAAAAAACAGAAAUGCAAGUCAAAUGGUGAUUCAAAUUCGCCAACGGCUGAAACGGAACGCCCAAAAAUACAACCAGUUCAUCGACCACCCGCUCUCCCUAAAACAUUACCACCGAAUUUAACUCCACAAGCGCAACAAAAGAAGCAAAUAUUGGACAAGCAACAAAAACAGCUCGCUGACCAAAUGGCCAAAAUGGCUGUUAGUGAAAAACCAGAGACAGAGACUAAGCCAGUACAAAACUCCGCAACACCCACUCCACCAAUAAACACGGAUUGUAAGGUCAAUCCAAAUGCAAUGGAACAGAUAAAAUGGCAGGAACAACGCACUCCCCUACACCAGAGACAAGCAAUUCUUCAACAACAGGAACAAAUACACCAACGACAGUUACAACAGUUUCAACAGUUGGAGAAACAGAUACAGCUACGCAUGCAACAGCAACCGCAAAAGAAACCUGAGCCGAUAUACGACUUGCCCAUACACAACAAACCAACACUGACGCCCCAACAACAACAACAAAUACGACACCAACAAUUACACCAGCAACAACAGCAAAUGCUCCGUCAACAGCAAGCACAACAAACUCAACAAGCCCAGCAACAGCAAGCACAACAAACUCAACAAGCCCAGCAACAGCAAGCACACCAAACUCAACAAACCCAGCAACAGCAAGCACAACAAACCCAGCAACAGCAAGCACAACUGCAAGCCCAGGCACAACAGAUCCAACAGCAACAGUUACAGCAGCAACAGCAAAUGCAACAAGCACAUCUGUUGCAGCAGCAACAUUUGCAGCAGAUGCAGCAAAGACAGAGCAGGCCGCAACAACAAGGGAUGUCUAUCUACAGUAGGGAAACUAGUGUGUAUUCAUCGACAUCUCGAUGCUCUAGUGGAUCUUGCUGGCGUGGGCGUGGCUGCUCAAAUAGAGUUGAGGAUCCGCGGGAUUUAGACGCAUUGCUCCAGUAUAUUGAAGGACCGGCAAGACACGUUGACAGAGGCAAGAAAAAGGCUAAGAAACAACGGCAGAAAGCGAAAAAGACGGAAAGCCGCGUAUCGCACGAAGUGUUAAGUUUACGUGAAGAAGUUCGUCGCGCGCAAGAAGCCUGUUGGGAAGCGCAAGGCGCGCACGCAAUGAGCGCCGUGUUCGUACGGAACGCACGGGAUAGGUUGUAUCAGUUGCAACGGGCAAAAAAUAAAUGUAAAAAAGUGAAAAUGAACGUCGCACAACAGGCUAAGCUUAAGGUUGCCAAUGAAGAAUUGACGACUAUGACCGGUCUCUUUCAUAACAGUGCUAAGGAGUUGGAAUCAGUAAUGAACCACUACUUUGAACUCGGAUCGAGUCUGGAGCAAGCGGAGAGACAACUCUCGGAUGCGAGGGCCUUGCAGGGAUUCAAAGAUGUCGAGCAAAACCAUUUGAUAGUGAAAAUGAAGAUGGAAGAAGUUCGGAAGUUUCUUAAAGAAUUUAUGGAUAAGCAACUUAUAAGUAUAGGCCUGGUCCCAAAAUCCCUGGAGCCAGGACAGAAUAUGGCGCGAGUCAUAAGAGUGGAGAAUGGGGCGAACAUACAGCAAGAGGUCAUGGAUGAUCACCAGGCUAAAGUCAUGGAAUUACUAGAAGAAGCGCAGCAAGCAAAGAAACAAGCUGAUAAGAAGCAAAGUUGGGAGCAAGCUAUUGCUCAUAUCAAUCAAUUAGCUAAGGGAAAGAAAAAACAGAAAGAAGCUCAGGCUCAGGCAAAGAAAGCCGAGGAAAAGAAACAAAAAAAACAACAAAAGGAAGAGAUCAGAGAAGAAACUCCACCUCUAUCCAAAAAGCAGCGGAAAGUGUUAGCAAAACAACAAGCAGAAGAAGAAGAAAGAAAGAGACAGCAAGAACUUCUUCAACAGCAAGAGGCAAAGAAGAAGGCAGAGAAAAAGGAGCAGCAGAAACAAGAAACGAAAGACAAAAAGGAUAAGAAAACCGAGAAGAAAGAAGAAAAAAAGAAAAAAGAAGAGAAGAAGGAAGUAAAGAAAUUGGAAAAGGAGAAAAAGGAAACUAAACAGGAAAAAAUAGCACCAACAACAAAGCCAAAGCCCCAACAACAACAACAACAUCAACAACAAACACCCCAGAACACCAAGAAAGAGAAGAAGAAAGAACAGAUCCAGAAAGUCAUCAACAUAACUCCUGAUACUACUAUAGAAGUCGUUAAUAAUAAAAAGCCUGCUAGUACAAAUGAAAGUGAAAAGCCAUCGUCUUGUAGCAUUAUGGAGCAGCUCAGCAGCGGUGUUCAGGUAGCCGAUCUUCGUCUCCCUCCCGGAAUAACCUUGACUAGAGUACAUCCAAAUGAGAAGAGAGAGACCCCGCCCAUUAAGUCCGUCCCCCUAUGGAAAUGUAACCAGCUCCCGGCCACACCCACCCCUGUCGCGCGACCACCGCCUGUUAUUAAUGCUGAACCAUCUUUAAUGAUGUUCUCUACAGCACAGCCAGAACCGCCAAAAACAAUAAUAAUCCCCGAGCAGCCGAAAUCCAAAAAGGCCAAGAAAAAAGCUAAGAAAGCCGCAGAGGAGACCAAAGAGCCCAAAAUGGUUACGCUCCGCAACCCAAUGUUCCAUCCGAACUUGCCCCCUGUCCAAAUAACUGCCCCUCCAAAGAAUGACAUCCGCAUUCCGGACCCCAUCCCGAUGCCCCCCACUCCUUGCCAAGCGACAAUCACCCCUACGUCUAACGGAAUGUAUACUAUUCGGAACCCGUUAAUGUCCAUGAUGCACCAGCAGAGCAUGAUGACGCCACCCACCAACCAAAAUUAUGCACCGUUUCCGACGUAUGUGGUGGACAAUCAGAAAGAGGAAUUCCCCAGUCGGCUGAUCAAUUUGGCCUCUUUCACGCAGAAGAAUGAUGAUGGAUAUUCCCUGUUUCAAACGAAUGAAGAUACGCAACAGAAAAGUUUUUUAGCUCCCGAUUUCUAUGAGCCAAAAGUAUCUCCGAAUCCGAUCGGUACCAGACCUAACGAUUCGUUAUUUGCUAAUCCGAUACCGGAACCCAUUGGGACGCCUUUGAAACGAGAAGAAGAAAAACAAGAAUACAGUAUUUACACUCCAUUCGGCCAAGAAGACAGAAAUGUGUUCAGAAACGCUUUGUUCAAUGAUAAAAAAGAGGAGCUAUCGAACGGCGAUCAAUUGCCCUAUUUCCAAAGGCUAAGAGCUGGAUCGCAGCUUAACAAUGAAGUCAGCAUACAUUAUGUAUCGGAUUCCAAGUUUUACAAGGGGCAGGAGCGCUACCCUGAAAUGCCAUGUCAACAAGACGGGCGUCAGUCAGUCUUCUCCCACGGGUGGCCGGAUCCGCAACAAUACCACACAAGUAUGCAAUCUUCAACGAGUUCUAUGACGUGUGAAUCUGCGUGUGAGUCGGGUGGGACAUCGCCGCCUGAUCAGCAUGUGCCCAUCACACAUCCGCCCGAAACGAGUGUAUUCCUGCCGUCGAAUACGAAUUUAUCGUCGCUCGAAGUCACAGAUCGAGAGAUCGAGUCGUUCAAACGAUUCGAUUAUUUUUUCGAGCCGCCGCAACACAAGCCCAAAGUGCAAUUGGACGUUAGGGAUAUCGCGGCUGCGUUGCGACAAAAUCAUAAAUAAUUGGCGUUAACAUAUCUAUGUGCUGAGCACUUUUAUGUACUUAUAUUUAACAUUUUAUUGUCUCUGGUAAAAUUCAGUCGAAAUCCAUUACAUGUUUAAUGUUAGAGUACUUAUUUGCACUCAGUUUCGCGGAAUUUGUACCCUAGGUGCUGUGGCAAAAUAUAUUUACCGGAAUAAUACUCCAGACACCAUGUGCACUAAUCUGUAAAUUUCAUUUUUUUGUCUAUGAGUGGGGAAUUUAGCGAUUUCCCGAAGUCAUAGACAAACAAGAUCUGGAACAGAUAUAUAAUAAUAGGUGCAUAUUCUAAAACGUAUCAAGUACCUCGACUUGAGCGCUGUCAAAUAUGUCAGACUUCAUAAAAGAAAGUGGUUUGACAGCUCUUAACUAGAUUUUAGUUAACGUUUUAGAAUACGCGCCUAAGUGCUCGAUCAUUGAGUCGCAUUAUGAUUUGUUUUUAUCUAUACAUUAUAUUUUAAAAUACAUCAGUCAUUACAGUCUGAUAGAUGUUUUUGUUUACGCGGUAAACGUGAAUAUGUUUAAUUCGAUAUCUAGACAUUGCCUCAAGAAGGUACUAAAUGUAUCGUCGUGGAUAGAGAUAAAUUGGUAUAAAUACCAGAUUUUAAAACACGAACAUCUUUGUCAAAUAUAAAAUGCUUUAUAUCAUAACUAUCAUGAUAGAAAUAUAUAGAGAAUGGUUCUCUAAGAACAAAGAGACAAUCAGCUUGAGCAGUCUUUUUUACCAUGAACGAAAGAAGAUGCAUUACUUUAAAUUCUUUUAAUGGGAAAAAUUUCAAGUCAGUUUACAAGAAUUUAAAGUAAUUAUCUUAUUAGUGUUUAUGGUUAAUUGGUGACGUUUCGUAUAGAAACUAACAGUUUUGACAAGUAAAAUGUGACAUUCAAGGAUAUGACAAUGACGUUUUAAAUUGGAGCAAAGAUGAAACUAUUAUGCAUCUGUUUCUUUCACUAGAGGCAUGUUAGGAUUUAAAUGCUCAAAACUAUUUCGUCGCUAUACUUUUCUUUCUACACUUGCUAUAAGUCUGCUAGAGACAGUCUGAUCUUUGCUCCGUUUAAACUAUCUAAUAUAGACAAAUAUAUUUAAAAAGGAUAUUUCAAAGAUUUUUGCUUGACUCUUUAUUUGGCGAUUAUUUG
This is a messenger RNA of Pieris napi, 10207 nucleotides long. RefSeq lists its product as uncharacterized. The coding region runs from base 160 to 9057 and encodes 2965 amino acids. The transcript is spliced from 48 exons. The record is from RefSeq and is a predicted model, not a curated record. Lineage: Eukaryota; Metazoa; Arthropoda; Insecta; Lepidoptera; Pieridae.